UUGGAGGCGUCUAGGAAAAAGAAGGUGAGUAUUUUCAAUUCAAAUUUAUAUAUUUCAAAUAAUAAAAUAAGCCUAAUUGAAUCACCGCUUGUUGCACCUCAUUAAAGUGUGAGAAUCAGCUGCUCACAUUCAAUCAGGCAUAAAAAUAUUUAAUAUUAUAAUCUACCAGUAAAUAAAUAAGAAUCAAAAAGAACUAAAUAUGGGAUACAAAAGGCGGUCAAGUGUUUGCCGGAAUCACAGAAAAUCUCCCCUUUUUAAGUGUUUGCCGAAGUUUUUUGAUUGAUUUGAGAACUGUUAGAGUAAUAAGAAAUAAAUGAAUAAUAUUUAUUAAAAGUGAACUUAUUUAUCUCUCUCGAGAAAAAUGAUGAAAAUCUUUGUCGGAAAUGUGUCAGAAAUGAUGACAAAUCGGAUAUUUCUAUGGAAACGAAAUAAAUAGAAAAGAUGUAAUAAUAAUAAAGUUCAAGAAAUAUAUUGAGCGGAAAUAGGAACAAAAAUGACUGAGAUAAUAAUUCAAGAAUUUUUGAGAUAUUUGAAAAAAUAACUAUUUAUUUGCUGACCAUUGUUAGUUUUUAGUCAUCAAAAAAAACUUUGUCAUCAUGUGAUUUUUGUUUCAAAAAUAACGGAAAAAAACUCUAAAAGUUUUGGUUCAAGACCUUCAAGAACCAAAUUUGUCCAUUCUUUGGACCUCGAAGCUCGAUAACUUUUUCUUUCUAUAAAAUUUUAUGGGAGAUUUUCUCACAAUUAUUUUAUUGCUAGAAAAUGUUCAGUUUCAUCUUAAUAAAAUUAUGCAUAAUCUCCAAAUACUUGUUAGAAAAUCAAGUUUCUAAUUUGCAUUUUGAUUAGCAAGUUUUCAAUCCUAAAAUUUGUUUACUUUUUAACAAUUCACAAAAUCUUUUCCGCAAAAAUUCAAAUUUGUCAAAGCUUUUCCAAUUUAUCACAAAUCCCUCUAAAAUAAAUCCAUUUUUUCAUGUCAAAUAUUAUAAAUAUUUCUUUGCUCUUUCCUCUCGAAUUUUUACAAUAAAAUGAAUGACACAAUGUUUUGACUGACUGACUGCAGGCAUCAUAUUUCCAUGCACUUUUUAUUUUACACAUUUUUUCAUAAUGCAACUAGAAUUUCAGAAAAAAGAAGACAAUUCGAUGUUUUUUUUAGUGUAAACAAAUCACUUUCUUCUUUUUUUUCAACUACUUUUUUGCAUUCCUUUUGGGGUAAAUUAAGUAGCUUUUUCUUCUUCUAAAUUUUUUGUUUCGCAAGUUUUCUCUCGAAUGAACAUCUUUUGAAACAAGCUGAAAGUAUUGAGAAACUCACCAGAAAUUUUAUAGAGUCUGAAUGAAUUUGUAAGCUGGUUUAUAGAGCUUCAAAGUUCGGGAUUUCAAACCUCAAAUUUUCAAAAUGCUGAAAUUUCCAUUCUGCUCUUCUAGCUUUUUUUGAAUAUUUUUCAUAGCAAUCUUGCUGCUGAAAAAGCUCCAGCCGAUUUCGAAACAUUUUCCCUUUUCACAAAAAAAAAAGUUGGAUAAAAAAUGAAAACCCACAAAAAACUCUAACAAUUUGUCAACCUCAAUUUUAUGAUCGCCGGAACAUUUUACAUCAUAGCAAAGAGUGUAUGAAAAUGACAGUUGUUAGAUAAUUUUGAAGAGUUUGACCGAACCUAACAAACGUACUAUUAGUGUUUCUCUUUUCAAUUUUUCUUUCUGUCAGCGAAUGAAGUUUUCGAGAGAAAUUGAAUGAAUGAAUACCUGAAUUUUUAUCGAAAUCCAGGUGUAACAAACAAAAAUCAAUUUUCUGUUUCAAAAGAUCUGUUUAUUCAAAUUAUCGUAUAUUUUUAUUUGAAGAGAUAAGGCAAAAAAGAUAUUCGAUUAUUUGUUUAUUUAUAUCUUUUCGCUUACGAGGCUUUUGUCCUUUUAUUAUGAAAAAUAAUAAUAUUAUUUUAUAAACACUGAAGUUCAUCGCUUUGUGUUUUUUUCGGCUUUUUCUAUUUUUGAAUUCAAAAAUAUUCCUGUUUUUUUCAAAUUGUGUUUUUGUUGUAAAAGUUCCAUUAAAAUUGUGAUUUCAUUCAAACUCACAAAAUCCCUCUUUUUCUCCUGAAUAAAAUUAAUCUUCUUGUUCUUUCUAUUCUCCAAUAUUCUUCCUACAUUAAUUACUUUCCCCUUUUUGCACCAAUCAACAAUCCAAACAAAACAAAAACACUAAUUAAUCUGCUGCUCUUUUUUUGUUUUUGGCACUGUUCCAAUUGUUUCUCAUUUCAUCCAAUUACUCAUCAUACUAUCUUUCUCUCUGUCUCUCCCAUUUGAAAAUCCGAAAUCUUUUUUUUUUCGUUUUCAUUUUUCCAUUGGUCAUUUUCUUCUUUUCCUAACAACAAUUUGAUGGAUGUGAAAAUUCAUGGGUCUUCUUCUUCUUCUUCUUCUUCUUCUUCUUCUUCUUCUUCUUCUUCUUCUUCUUCUUCUUCUUCUUCUUCUUCUUCUUCUUCUUCUUCUUCUUCUUCUUCUUCUUCUUCUUCUUUUCCUUUUCUCUAUUCUAUUCCUCUUUUUCUCUCGGUUCGGGUUCCUUUUUUUCAAUAAAUUUUAACGUUUCCUGUGCCUGUUUUGUGUUUUUUGCUUGUUCUGAGAAGAAAUGUUAAUCGUUUUCUCGUAGUUAGUUUUUUUUUUUGAAUGAACAUUUUCUGGCCACUUUUUCUGCAAUAUAAAAUCCCAUUAUUUUUUGGAAGAAUUUAGGAUUUUUUAAUAUUUUAGUCAGCGAAUUUCUGAGAAAGAGUUAUGACGUGGAAAAAUUUUGAAAUUUCGGAACUUGAAAACUUCACAAAAAAAUUGAUUUUCAGUGUUAUAAAAUUCGGCGAUUUUAUUAAGUAAUUUUCUCAAUUUUUCCAGUGAAUGAAUUAUUUUUUCAUCUGGUUUACCCGAAUUUCAUCAAUAGUUUGAAGUUUCAAAAAUAUUUUUAAAUUUUGACAAAAGCCACAUGAAUUUUCAGAUGAAAAAUGAGCGUUCAAUCCGACUAGAAUAUUUUUUCACAUUUUUUUCAAAAAAAAUUAUAAUAUUCACAGGCAUAUUUUUUUCCUCCUCAAUCAUAAAUGUUUUAAAUUGAAAAUUGUUUUGAAAUGAUUCACACCUCUUUAUUUUAUUGAAAAAAACGGCCCGUUUUUUUCUAACAUAAACGAAAAACUAUUUUAUUUUCAAUGAUUUUCAUCAUUUUAAUUUUCUUUGUCCUCGUGAUCAAUUUAGCGUAUCAUUGUCCUUGUCUCCAAAUUAACCAACCGUAAUUUGAGAGACAAGCAAAUUCGCUCUAUCGAAAUUGUAUGUUUGAUAAAUAAAUGUUGUGUGUAGUACUUUUGAAAGAGACCGAUUUUUUAUAGCCCCUCCUCCGCUCCAAUAAUAAUAAAAAAUGUUAAACUUUUUAUAUUAUAACGGAUUUUUUUUCCAGGCAGAAAAUAUAAGAAAAAUGCGGGAAGAAGAUCUGACACUGAAUAAAUUAUUAAUCGCCGCUGAUCUUCGAGAUUAUGAAUCAGAACUUCGACGAAAGCUAAAACUUCGAAAUGCUGCCGAUUUGCAAUACGUUGAAGAGGUUGAUCUUACUUCGAUUGGUAUGUUUUUUCUUUUGCUUUUUGUUGACUGACAAAAAAGUCUGUUUGCUUACUUUUUCAAAAAAAUUAUUAUUAUUAUAUUUUAUUUUUGUUUUUUUAUAGGAAUGAGUCGACCGGAACAGAAAAGAUUGCGAAAAGAAUAUGAGAAAAUGUAUCCGAGUGGGUUAUUUGGAAAAGUUCGAAAAGCAUUGAAACGAACUGAAAGUAUGGAUCGAAGAAAUGGAACACAACAAGCUAAUAAUCGAGAAGAUGAAGAUCAUCAUGUUAUUCCUAUUGAAAGGUAGGUUCUAAUUUUAUUGAAAAAUUUUUGUUUGAAAAAUCUGGAGCUGAGCCAAAAAUUGAGAGUUAUUCGGGUCGAAAUCACACUGUUUUUAAAUCUUUGUGAUGUUUUUUUCAGAAAACCUAUUCUCUCUUUUCAGAAUCACACUUUGCAAAGAACUCGGUCAAGGUGAAUUUGGUGCAGUCUGGCAAGCUUCUUGGAAAAAUUCAACUGGAACAGAUGUAACACAAGUUGCUGUAAAAUGUGUUGGAUCCGAUAAAUUAUUAGCAUCAUCGACGAGUUUUCUACAAGAAGCAGCAAUUAUGACAAGAAUGAGACAUGAUCAUGUUGUUCGAUUAUUUGGAGUCGUUUUAGACACCAAGAAAAUUAUGCUGGUGAGGAAUUUUUUUGAAAGAAAACUUGAUUGAAAAUUCUUCAUGAUUUGGAAAAAUGUAUUUUUCAAAAACUAGAAAUGAUCAAAAAUUUUAUUCAUCAAAAUAAAUGUUAAAAAUAUGGAACACGUGAACUUUUUCUUAUUUUCUAAAAAAAAUAUUCAAAAUAUUUUUAUUUCUGAAUUUUGCAGGUCUCCGAACUUGCGACAUGUGGUUCACUUCUUGAAUGUCUUCACAAACCAGCAUUGCGAGAUUCUUUUCCAGUUCACGUUUUAUGUGAUUAUGCCGAACAGAUUGCAAUGGUAAAUAAACCCUUUAUAAAUAUAUUGAAUUAUAAUCAUAAUUUAAAUGUUAUAGGGAAUGUCAUAUUUGGAAUCGCAAAGAUUGAUUCAUCGUGAUUUGGCAGCUCGAAAUGUUUUGGUUUUCAGCCCAAAACUUGUGAAAAUCUCUGAUUUUGGACUUUCUCGAAGUCUUGGAGUUGGUGAAGAUUAUUAUCGAUCUGAAUUCACACCAAAUUUGAAACUUCCAAUUGCUUGGUGUGCACCAGAAUGUAUCAAUUUUCUGAAAUUCACCUCGAAAUCUGAUGUUUGGGCAUAUGGUGUGACUAUUUGGGAGAUGUUUUCGUAUGGUGAAAUGCCGUGGAAAAAUAAAUCUGGAGCACAGAUUUUGGAACUUGUUGAUAGAAAGUUAGUUUUUUGUUUCUAUUUCAUUUUUCUUAACUUCUAAAGGUUUUUUUUCUUCAGAAAAGAGCUACUUCUUCGUCCAAAUGCUUGCCCUGAAGAUAUGUAUGAUAUGCUCAAAGAAACUUGGACACAUCAAUAUCAAGAUAGGCCAACAUUUGCUGAAAUAAUCGAACAUUUUCCGGAGCGACGAGCUCAAUCAGUGAGAGCAAUUGUUGAUUGUCGAGAUGCGGCUGCUGAUCAUUUACAUUUUAAACGAGAUGAUUUGAUUGUUGUGAUUAGUAGAUCGUGAGUUUUUUUGAAACAUUUCUAUUCAUCUUAAAUUUUAUGGAUUCUAUAAUACUCGUAAAAAGAGCUGUAAAAUUUUGACGAAAAAAAGAAUAUAAUUUUAAAAAAUCCAAAAAAUCGGCCAAUUCUCAAUAGAGCACACAUGCUUCUUUGUGUUCAAAAAAAUGGUUUUUCAAAAAACGUGAAACAAUUUUUGGAAUAUUCCUAACCUUUUUUCUCCAAUAAAAAAUCCCAAAUUUCAACAUAUCUAAUAUGCAUUAAUAAUUUGCAGACCCCAACAAUAUCCAGAUGGAUAUUAUUGGUAUGGAUCACUUCGAAACGGCAAACUCGGGUUGUUCCGCCCAUCUGACACUGUCGCUCAUUUGGGUUCCGAACCACCUUGUUCAAAUGGAUCACUUGAAAAUGGAUUUGCUGGAAAUGGCGAGAAAAUUGAGAAGAAAAAGAGUAGCAAAAAAGAUAAAGCUGGAGAAAGAGAAAAGAAAAAACUGACAAUUUCUGAACCUGUUGGAGAUGUUCGACAUACUUGUCAUGUUGGAAUUGAUGGAACUGCUUUUGGAUUAUUACAAUUAGAUAAGAAAGCGAUGGCUCCAACAUCCACGUCACCAUCUGCAAAUUCAUCGAGAGGAUCGCAACAAAUAUCACCAUCUUUAUCGCAUGCUUCAUCUUCGACAUCAGCUAAUAGUUCGAAAGUUCAUUUGAGAGAAAAUCCAGCGAGAAAUGGAAUAUCGAUUAAAGAAACUAUGUCAUUAAGAGAUGUUGGACCAUUAAGUAGAGUUAGUUUAUUUUUUUUUUGAAUUAAAAACAAAUAAAAUAAAAAACUGAAUAUUUUCUAGGAUGCUAUAAACCUGCGUGAAACAGUUUCCCCACCUCAACUUCGUGCACCUUCUCAACCACCAAUGUAUUCUCAACCACGCCCAACACCAAGAUUAACUGAUCGUGGAAGUGUUACACCAACUGCUCCGCCUUUAUCGAAUCCAAAUUCAUUGAAACAACCACUUCACGGAAUUGGAAUAUCGAUAUCAUCGGCGGCUGUUAAUGACGAUACUUUUGAUGAUUGCAAUAAUUUAUCGCCAUCAAGUUUUUCAACAACUUCGACUACUCUGACAAAUUUGACAAGAGAUCCGAUUCCAGCGCCGAGAGGACCAAUUGCCGCAGUUUAUGCCAGAGGGUAAGAUUUUUCGAAUUUCAGAUUCGGAAAAAGGUUGGAACAAAAAAAUAUUUGAAUUCAAGACUUGAAAAUUUUCCAGACUCAUUUCAGAAUUUCAUAAAUUGUUUUGAAAAAUGAAAAAAAAAUAACUUUCCAUGUAGUUUUUUUUGUAUGUAUUGAGAUGCUGGAAGAUUUUUAAAUUUGUAAAAUCCCUCGAAUUUUAAACUUUAAGAUCAUCUGAAAACUCUAUCAACAUUUAAAUUAAAUUUGAAAUCGAAAUUUUAACCGAUAGCCAUGAAACUGUAUGAAAUGUCUUUUCUAUUACAAAAAAUCUAUUCAGUUCAUUUUUUAUGUUCAUUCCUAAUUUAAAUUAAUUUUUUUCAGGCGAGAAAUUCCAACAUCACCAUCAAAAGCCGAUAGUCGAUUAGUUGAUGAGAUCGAACAUCUAAAUCGUGACCUUACAAAUUAUUCAAUUAGCACAAUUUGUGAUUAUUCCGAAGAUCGACCACUACUUGAAUCUGCAACAUCAAAUAAACCAUCAACUUCAAAUUUUUCUUCUUCUCAAGAAUCGAAAAUUCGAUUUAUGACUGAAAAAGAAAUGGAAAAAAUCGAAGGAAAAUCAUGGAAAGAACAUCGAAAAACAGAUGAAAUAUUGAGAGAAGAAAGAAUGAAAGAAAUACAAAAAACAAAUGAAAAAAGAGAAGAAGAAAAUGAAAUUGAAGGUGGAUUAUUUGAAACAAUACAAAAACAACAAGAAGGAUGGACUUCGGCUGCACAAGAAGCAUAUAAAUUAUUAGUUGAAUGUGGAACUAGUUUGAAACAAACAUCUAUGUCACCACCACCAUCUUCAGCAAUGUCGCCAAGAAGUAUUAGAAGUGAAGUGAGUUCAACAACAUAUUUGAAUGAGUAGAUAAAGGGUUGAGGUCGAACAGUUAUGGGUGAUAAAAUUUUGAGAAAAGUACAUAUAUUUAAAAAAAAACUGUAAUAUUCAGAGCUCAAAAGUGGCUCCUUGCCAGAGCGAACUUCUUUAUGAGUGUCCAAGACAAUUAGGAUAUUUAGGCGCGGCUACUUGAGAACUAGGAGUUCUAUGCGCUGAUCUUUGAAAAUAAUUUUCAAUUUUCUUUCACUGUAUCAUAACCUUCCAAUAUUUCCAGAGAUCAAGCACAUCACCUGCUCCACCUCGACCUGUUACCCCUCCAUUAUCAACAAUUCAAAUGCGUCGUCCACCAUCAACUCAUGCAACACUUGAAACAAUUGAACAAGUUGAAAUCGAAGAAAAUUCACCGAAACGAGUUCAUAUAAUUGAAACGAAAUUAAUUGACGGACCAGCUCGUGGAAUGAGCCCAGUUCAAGAUUCUCGACAUAUUCCAGCGUUCACAACACCAAUGUCAUCAACUUCUUCUUCAACAUUUCCGAGAAAAGCUCCACUUCCAACUCCAACAACAAAUAGUGCAACAACAUUGAAUCGGCCGCCACCCGGAAGACCACCAAAAACUCGAAAUUUCCCACUGAUUAUUGAUGAUGAAUUUGAUGUUAGAAAUAUGGCAUAUGAUAAUUUAAAUGGAUUUGGCGCUGGUUCAAAAGUUGGUCCACCUGUUCCUCCAAAACCCAAAGUCAGCUUCGCCGAUGACAAAACCUCAUAG
Caenorhabditis angaria is the source of this 7981-nucleotide messenger RNA. NCBI's taxonomy places the organism in Eukaryota, Metazoa, Nematoda, Chromadorea, Rhabditida, Rhabditidae. The record is from the annotation of a GenBank genome assembly.